AUGAACACAAAAAGUGGCGACCAACUGAAACUUUCAGUUGAAACAGAUAACAUAGAUCUCCUGUAUGAAGUAAUUCAAGAUGACCCAUCUAUUUUGGAAAUCAUUGAUAAAAACCAAUUUGUAGAUACUCCUUUGCAUAUCGCUGCAUCUAUGGGUCAUCUCGAGUUUGCAACUGAAAUUAUGAAUUUGAAACCUUCAUUUGCUAUGAAGCUAAAUUUGCAAGGACACAGUCCCAUUCAUCUUGCUAUGGACAACCUCGCUCAUCUUACAGAGAGCCUCAGGAAGAAAGGCUUGACUCCACUUCAUAUUGCAUGUCAAAAUGGCGAGGUUGACCUUUUGCCUGAAUUUCUCAAUGCUUGUCCGGAUUCCAUUGAGGAUGUAACUGCGAGAGGUGAAUCUGCAUUGCAUAUUGUUGUUAUCAAUCAUCAGUUUAAGGCCCUUCAAGAUGACCCAUCUAUUUUGGAAAACAUAGAUAAAAACCAUUUUGUAGAAACUCCUUUGCAUAUUGCUGCAUCUAGGGGUCAUCUCGAGUUUGCCGUUGAAAUUAUGAAUUUGAAAUUUUCAUUUGCUACGAGCUAA
Molecule: messenger RNA, 579 nt
Organism: Vicia villosa (hairy vetch)
Lineage: Eukaryota; Viridiplantae; Streptophyta; Magnoliopsida; Fabales; Fabaceae
Product: ankyrin repeat-containing protein BDA1-like
Exons: 2
Coding region: 1-579 (192 amino acids)
Molecular function (GO): protein binding
Source: RefSeq, a predicted model, not a curated record